AUGGCACCCAAGGCUAAGCCCGCCCGCGUCCAGGAGAACGUCCAGCUCGGUCCUCAGACCCGUGAGGGUGAGCUCGUUUUCGGCGUUGCUCGCAUCUUCGCUUCCUUCAACGACACCUUCGUCCACGUUACCGAUCUUUCCGGCCGUGAGACCAUCUCCCGUGUCACUGGUGGUAUGAAGGUCAAGGCCGACCGUGACGAGUCCUCCCCCUACGCCGCCAUGUUGGCUGCCCAGGACGUCGCCGCCCGCUGCAAGGAGCUCGGCAUCACUGCCCUCCACGUCAAGAUCCGCGCCACCGGUGGUAACGGCACUAAGACCCCCGGCCCCGGUGCCCAGUCCGCUCUCCGCGCCCUGGCCCGUGCCGGCAUGAAGAUCGGCCGCAUCGAGGAUGUCACCCCCACCCCCUCGGACUCUACCCGCAGAAAGGGUGGUCGCCGUGGUCGUCGUCUGUAG
This is a messenger RNA of Aureobasidium uvarum, 453 nucleotides long. Lineage: Eukaryota; Fungi; Ascomycota; Dothideomycetes; Dothideales; Saccotheciaceae. The record is from the annotation of a GenBank genome assembly.